This is a messenger RNA of Caenorhabditis sp. 36 PRJEB53466, 5515 nucleotides long. The record is from the annotation of a GenBank genome assembly. NCBI's taxonomy places the organism in Eukaryota, Metazoa, Nematoda, Chromadorea, Rhabditida, Rhabditidae.
AUGAUGUGGCGCAUCGAAAGGUAUGAAAUCUACGCCUUUCUUGUGUCCGGUUUCUUCUUUCUCUCCGGUAUUUCGAUGUGGAUCGCGUUUUGGCCUAUAUUCAACUCGGAACUGAGAUCUGUAAGUGCUUCCGUAAUCCUAUGAAUCGUGUUUCCUUCAGAAUUACAAGCUAGAAGCCAAUUAUGACGGGUCUCUCAAAUACUCCGCAUUUCUAUACGCAAAUCCGCCAAUGAAGAACGUGAUGAAGUUCAAUUUUUUCAAUAUCACCAAUCCCGAUGAGGUGAAGUAUUUGGGUGCGAAACCGGAACUGAUUGAAGUCGGCGGAUAUGGAUUUUUGUCAGUUUACACGGAAGUACUGAAGUUUGAAUGUAAUAGGAUUAAUUCAGGGAGUCCGAGCAGAAGAAGUAUUACGACUUCAGUACUGAUAAGACGCAAAUGUUCUACCAGAACUAUAAGCGGUAUCUGUACAGCCCGGAAAACUUGGACGAGGGAUUAAGUUACGAUGAUCAUGUCAUGUUUCCAAACUCUAUCGCGACAGUAAGUUGGUUGCGGCCAGGGCUGGGCAAUUGGCCGGCACGGGCUUUUCGUUGGCCGGCCCUCGACCUGGACUUUUGAACCACAUGCAAUAUUCCGAUCGGACCCAAACUUUGCAGGCUUCUUGGACAUGGGUUGAAGCAUAUUGGGACCAAGUUUCAGCCCGAUCGGAUUAUUUGGUCCUGAGAAAUGUGGAUCAUUGGCCGAAAUUGGCCCGGGCUUUUUGGAAAAAAUCGGCCAAUGAUCCACAUAUCUCGGGAUUCGACGAUCCGAUCGGGCUGAAACUUGGACCCUAUGGCCCUCAAUCCAAGUCCAACAAUCCUGCAAAGUUUGGGUCCGAUCGGAAUAUUGCAAGUGGUUCAAAAGUCCAGGUCAAGGGCCGGCCAACGAAAAGCCCGUGCCGGCCAAUUGCCCAGCCCUGGUUGCGGCUUUUCCUUUGAAAUCUGAAUGGUUUAGGGAGCAGUGGCAGUGAUCUUCGGUCCUAAUUCACAGUUCAGUAAAACUGCUCAGAUGAUUGUCUCAAUCGGGUUGGUUGCAUUGGGAGAAUAUCCAUUUAUGUAGGUUCUAACUUGAGUUUAUCACUUAAGGAAUUUUUUUAGUUCAAAAUCGGUCAAGGAAACUUUAUUUGAAGGAUUUGAAGAUCCACUUCUUAAUGUCGCUCAUUCACCUGUAAGUUUCGCAUUUCCAAUGAAACGUUGUUCAACACCUACCCGUGUUCAGAUUUUCAACGUCGUCGCAAAUAUGAUGGGCUACGGAGACUCACUACACUACAUUCCAGCCAUGACGAAAUUCGCUUACUUGUACGGGGUAAGUAGUUUUUGUGCAGCAUUUCAGUUCCGUUCUUCUUUUCAGUACAACAACUCUUACGACGAGAACUAUUUGAUAAAUACGGGUUACAAAGAUUUUAACAAGUUAGGAUUUGUGGAGAGCUGGGCGGGUUUGAAAGAGCUCCCGAGCAGUUUUUGGCCUACGGCGGAUGCGAGACAAAUCAAAGGACCUGGUUAGCUCUACCUUAGCUUACAAUUUAAGAGGCAAUGUCUGAGAAGUUCAAAAACUGCAGGUCACUAAAAAUUCAGAAUGCUUCAAUUUGUCUCAUAUUAUACCCAAUGGGUACUUACAUAACAGUGAUACAUCAGACAAGUUUUGGUCCGGCUCCUUGGUCCCUAGUCCGAUCACGGUCACAAAAUAGGUCAAACCUGUAACUAAUUUCAAAAAAAUGCUAGCGUCUCAGACUCAACGCCAUUCGAUUUCUCGCAUCUUUUUAUGCAUUUUUCAUGUUGGCACCAAAAAUUUAUCACCUUUCCUUCAUGGAGAAAUUUCGGAUUUUUUUCGUGAAAAAAAGUUGAGUUGUUGUGCAGUUUUUCCUCCGUGGUGAAAAAAAUUUUUUUGCACUUCAUAGCCACGAUUUUUAUUUCAAAUUCAUAAUCUACGGACAAUUUUACGUCGAUAUACCAUACUGUCGCACAUUUGCCGAUUGACAUCAAAGGAGUUUUUUUCAAAAGUUUGAUCCGGUCUCAAAAAAAAGUUUCUGUUCUGCUUUUGGAAAACUUACAGAAACAAGGGAAUUCCUGUUUAUAGACGUUUUUCAUGCUAAAAACUGUAAUUCUGUUAUGUAUUCGUCAGGUACAGCUUUGUAAACGUAGCGUUUAAAACAUGUUGAAAUUUUUUGUCAGCCGGAUAGAUUUUUCGAGAUGUGUUCGCUUUUACCCAAUAUUUUAUGCUUUCUCUCGUUUUUAUUUUUCAAUGUUCAUCUUACUUUUUGUGAAGCAUUUAUUUGGUCGUUCUCCGAUUGAUUCAAGAACGGUAAACAAGAAGUACAUAUUAUAGGAGCACCGCACAGAAAUGGCGCUCUGUUGAGAAACUCUUUUUGCAGUUCAAAUUGAGCGACCUCGGGACCGAGUUUGAAAGUUAGGCCACAUUUUCAGUGAAAAACUACAUCCUUCCACGAGUCAUCCUUCAUUUCUUGAGCGCGUCGCGAUCAUGCUGCUUUUGAUUGCCUUUUCGCUGCUUCACGGGAGAAGAACCCGGCAAUCUGACGGAAGUCUUUCCUUUGAUCCACUGAAAACCGCUUAGAACCGUCCGGAUUUCUAGCUUCUGCCAUUCUCUUUUCAACAAUUCUCGGAUCCGCAUGUUGAAAUUUCUUACUUGAAGUACCCAUCCGUCCUCCAAUUCCGUCUUCUCGUUCGUCUCCUUCAGUUUUUUCACAGCAUUCGAAAUUAUUGGGCAACUUUUUGACCACUUCUUCCAAACCACGAAUAAAUUAUUUCAAUGAAAAAUCACGAAGUGUCUGCCGUUCAGGUCGAAUUAUAUGUUGUCCACGUUCAACAUGCUUGACCACGCUUGAAUAUCUCAAAAAUGUAGCUGAGCAUCCUUCCUCUGGGCAUGUAAAUAUCUUUUCCAAAGCGUCUUCGUACCGCGGUCUCACUUCAUCGCUUUCCACUUCAUUUUCAUCUUCUUCUUCAAUGCAAGCAGUGUUUUGAGAAUCAGUUGACUUAGUACAUUCCGGAAAGUACCAAAACUUGGUCUGCUUCUGCGACAGUACAGCAUUUCGUUCUUCAUCAAUAGACCCAAUCACAGUUGAAGUGUAUCCGGCAUGUUGGAACUCGUAUGUUCCAGUCAAUGACUUCAAAUUACUUUACGGAACAAAUUGACCACUGCAAGAGCAACUGUACAAUCAGGAAUACAAUGAGUUUCAUUAUAAUCUGUAAUAUUGACCAUCUAAUAAUAUCAGUAGUUUGAAAAUAGUAAGAAGAAUAGCUACACAAAAUUUGCUUUGUGCUUUUAUACCUAUUUGAUGUACUUUUGUUGUUGAGUGUUGCCCCAUGUGUAUUAUAGGGGCACCGGACGGAAAAGGCGCGCUGUUCGCAAUCUGGUCGAAUUUCUAGGCCGCGAAGUAAUUUUCUACUGAAAAUAUGGCCUAACUUUUCAAACUCGGUCCCGAGGUCGCUCAAUUUGAACUGCAAAAAGAGUUUCUCAACAGAGCGCCAUUUCUGUGCGGUGCCCCUAUAAUAUGUACUUCUUGUUUACCGUUCUUGAAUCAAUCGGAGAACGACCAAAUAAAUGCUUCACAAAAAGUAAGAUGAACAUUGAAAAAUAAAAACGAGAGAAAGCAUAAAAUAUUGGGUAAAAGCGAACACAUCUCGAAAAAUCUAUCCGGCUGACAAAAAAUUUCAACAUGUUUUAAACGCUACGUUUACAAAGCUGUACCUGACGAAUACAUAACAGAAUUACAGUUUUUAGCAUGAAAAACGUCUAUAAACAGGAAUUCCCUUGUUUCUGUAAGUUUUCCAAAAGCAGAACAGAAACUUUUUUUGAGACCGGAUCAAACUUUUGAAAAACUCCUUUGAUGUCAAUCGGCAAAUGUGCGACAGUAUGGUAUAUCGACGUAAAAUUGUCCGUAGAUUAGGAUUUUGAAAUAAAAAUCGUGGCUAUGAAGUGCAAAAAAAAUUUUUCACCACGGAGGAAAACUGCACAACAACUCAACUUUUUUUCACGAAAAAAAUCCGAAAUUUCUCCAUGAAGGAAAGGUGAUAAAUUUUUUUGGUGCCGACAUGAAAAAAAUGCUUAAAAAAAGAUGCGAGAAAUCGAAUGGCGUUGAGUCUGAGACGCGAGCAUUUUUUUGAAAUUAGUUACAGGUUUGACCUAUUUUUGUGACCGUGAUCGGACUAGGGACCAAGGAGCCGGACCAAAACUUGUCUGAUGUAUCACUGUUAUGUAAGUACCCAUUGGGUAUAAUAUGAGACAAAUUGAAGCAUUCUGAAUUUUUAGUGACCUGGUGUAAUUAGCGAAUUUCGAGGUUCUCAGACAUUGCCUCUUAAGAAAUUCUGUUCAGAUUCUGGAAGUCUAUCGAAACUUCAUCUCACAAAAUCCGACGAAUUACCGUUUUUCCUGUCAUUCAUGUGUCGUUCAUUCCGCAAAACUUACUGGAAAGAAGGAAUGGUGGAUGGCAUCAAAACAAUGGCAUUCGCAGUCCCUUAUGACAAUUUCGACACUACUUUGGAGAAAAACGCUGGUUUCCGGUACCCGAAUCCGGAAAAUGUGGACUAUUACCCUGAAUGGAAUGCGUGUGACAAGUGAGUUGGUCGCUUUCACAUAAUGUGUGAAACUUUCUCAGCCCAAUUCGGCUAAUCUUAACGGUUAUAGCUAAUUCGAAGAGAUCAAAGAAAAGAGAACACAUUUCUUGUUCUAAAUCACUUGAACAGAAGACCAAACCCUCCUUUCCCAGUUUCAUCUUUUGAUCUUGUAGCCAAUCCGAUUCAUCAUGUCGUCAAAAAACUGUAAAUGGCACUCAUCUCCUGCCGCCCGGCUUGUUCCCACUCGUUUGCUAUCCGGGUUGGUGACCAUUUUCUCACUUUUCAUCCUUUUGAUAGUGAUCUAUCAAAUUGCCCCCCCCGCCCGACGUUCGAUAGUUUAUGAUUCGACUAAGCAUCCAUUUUUCUUGUUUUACAGGCCAUAAUGCGCAGCCGCCGUUCACGGUUCUCGUGUCUGCCCCUCACUUUCUAUACUCGCCGCCAGAAGUUCAACACCAUCUCUCUGGGAUGCGACCGGACCCGGAAAAGCAUAAACCGAUGGUGUUCUAUCAAGAAAAAGUUGAAUCUAGUGGGAAAGAAGUGAGAGAGGAACUGAACUAUUUCAGAUUUCGGGGACUGCACUGCAAGUGGACGUGAGAUUUCAAAUAAAUCUACCGGUUACCAACAACAAGGGAUCAUUGUAAGACUAUAGUCACCUGACCCUUCAUCAUUUCCAGUUUUGGUUUUGCAGUAUGACAUCACAAUUACCAAAUGUUAUUGUUCCGUUGUUCUACGAAGAUUCACAUGCAGUGGUUGCCGAUUUCAUCAUGAACACCGUCUGGUUGGGCAUCAUUGUCGUCCCAAGAGUCAUUGAAUACUUGAAGUUUGUACUGAUCUUCAUUGGAAUCUGUAUAUUGACAGUUUUGAUUGUUCUUCGGGUCAGAGUUAAAGGUACUGUAUCGGUUGUGUGA